Molecule: messenger RNA, 695 nt
Organism: Nicotiana attenuata
Lineage: Eukaryota; Viridiplantae; Streptophyta; Magnoliopsida; Solanales; Solanaceae
Product: 50S ribosomal protein L29, chloroplastic-like
Exons: 2
Coding region: 22-516 (164 amino acids)
Biological process (GO): translation
Cellular component (GO): ribosome; chloroplast
Molecular function (GO): structural constituent of ribosome
Source: RefSeq, a predicted model, not a curated record
AGAAGAAGAAAAUCAGAAAGGAUGAUGAGCCUCUCCAUUGCCACUCCUUCAAGUGUCACUUUUACUUCCAAAAUAAACCUAUCGAAAUCUUCAUUUAAUGGCAUUCGAAUUGCUCGAGUCUGUCCGGUUAAUCAUGCUCGAACCGCGAACUCUAUGUCUUCUUCGUCAAUGGUGGUGAAGAUGGCGAAGAGGGAAGAGGAAUUGAAGGAAAUAAGAACCAAAACUACUGAGGAGCUUCAGGAAGAGAUUGUUGACCUUAAAGGAGAGCUCUUCAUGCUUCGUCUUCAACGAUCUGCUCGUAAUGAGUUUAAGUCUAGCGAGUUCCUUCGAAUGCGCAAACGAAUUGCUCGGAUGCUUACUGUUAAACGGGAGCGUGAGUUGGAAGAAGGAAUUAACAAAAGGAUAUCUAGGAAGCUUGAUCGGAAAUGGAAGAAAAGCAUUGUUCCUAGACCACCUCCUUCUUUGAAGAAAUUGCAAGAGGAAGAGGCAGCUGCAGAAGCUAAGGAAUCUGCUUGAUUUUAAAACCUUUUAAUUGGUAACUGAUUAAUUUUCAUCUCUCCCGUCUUCUCUAAUUUUGUGUUUCAUAUAGGCUAGAAUGUACAACUUCUGUAAUCUUUUUUGUUCUCUCUCUUUUUUUGUAUCAGACCAUUUAUUUUGAAGAUGAUCAUUCUUAGUAUGUAUUUUUCAAUCCUCGA